This is a messenger RNA of Lucilia sericata (common green bottle fly), 1930 nucleotides long. RefSeq lists its product as uncharacterized. The record is from RefSeq and is a predicted model, not a curated record. The transcript has 3 exons. Lineage: Eukaryota; Metazoa; Arthropoda; Insecta; Diptera; Calliphoridae. The coding region runs from base 320 to 1693 and encodes 457 amino acids.
GUUGGCUUUGCCAGUUGCUGUUUUGACCAUCAAUAUCUGGGUUCGAUCGCUACAAUUCAAUUUAGUUUUAAUUCUCAACGCGAAGCGUUAAAACCUACGUGCGCUUAACUUAAAACGAUCUUGAUUAUUAUUAGUGUUAAUAUAAUUUUGACACUGUCAUUUUGACAACUUACAAGAAAUUAAAUAUUUUCUUUUGAAAAUAACUAAAAACAACAACAAGAGUGAAACUUCAUUUUGUGUUAAAUACAUUUUGUGGAUUACAAGUGUUUUAUUUAGUUUUAGUUGUUUGUCUCUCUCCACACAUACAAAAAAAAAAAAAAUGAGGAAAACCUUAGUGCUCUUGUGCUUAGCCUUGGCUUGCCUCUCACACACACAGGCUGCUGUCUAUAGACGUGGUGAUAAAAUUUCCGAAAAUUUCAAACAAUUAGAUUUGGCACCCGAGGAAAUUGAUCCCGAUGUAGCUCCCCUAUCACAUCAUCAACAGCAACAACAACAACAACAACAAAUCGAAACUGUCGACGAGACAACCGAUGAAAUUUUAAAUGUCAAUGAAAAUGAAAUACUCGAUGAGGCGGGUGAUAAUGAAAUUAUUGAUGAAUCAGCUAAUGAAAUACCACAGUCAGUAGCUACCGUGGCACCUGUUGUAGCCACUACUGUGGCUCCUGUUACCGUAGCCGCCGCCCCUGCUGAGGCUGCAGCAGCUACUCCUGUUAAGGGAGAACCUGAACCUACCGGUUUGGCUAAAUACUGUAAAUGUAAUGAGAAUCAUUGUGAUUGUUGCCGUAACUUCAAUUUGCCCUUGAUUCCCGUUAAAGGACCUGGUUGCGCUAGAAUGACCUAUUUGGGUAAUGAGAAAAUGUCCAUCAGUUUGAAAUAUGGUGAUUUGACUUUGGCCAGCAGAACUGUAUCCAGCAAGAGAGCACGUCCAAUUUGUGUAGGUCUUCCCGGUGGUUACUCACAAUUCUGUGGUCGUGUUUAUGGUUUGUCCAAGGCUAAUGAGAAUUUCAAGGCCUGUUUAGGUUUUGAAUUGAGAGCUGAUGAUGAAGUUGAGGCUGCUUUGAGAGUGUCCUGUUUCAAAUUUGGGCCAGAAGGUUUGAGAGUAGCUGAGGCCGAACCUUUGCCUGUUGAAACCAACAAGGAGGAAGACGAUGAUGAUGACGACAUUUUUGGUUUUGGUGCUGGUGAUGAUGAGGAAGAAGAAGACGAUUACAAUGAGGAUGAUGAAGAAGAAGAGGAAGAAGCUGAUGAUGAUGCCGAUACCGAUAGUGAUGCCGAAUAUGCUGAUGAUGAUGCUGAAGAUGAAGCCCCCGCCGAUGCUGAUUAUGGUGGUUUCAGUUUAGCCGGCCUUUUGGAUGAAUUAGACGAUGACGAAGAUGAGGAAUCCAAACCCAGCGUUACCCCUGUUGUUGCUCCCGCUGAUGCCUCCACCCGUACCGCAGUAGACUCUGUACAAAGUAAAGAUGACAAAGGUAGCGCUGCUGCUACGGCACCAGCUGUUGAAGCCAUGGAAACAGCAGCUCCAGUUGCUGCGAUGACAGAUCUAGCCACCACUGCCCCUGAAAGUAUGCCCGACACUACUGCCAAAACGAAAAAAUCUAAGAAAGCUAGAAAGAACAAGAAAAAGAAGGCUGCCGAUUCGGAGGGUGAUUUCGCCUAUGAAAUUUUGAAUGGUCUGCUGGAUUUUUUCAACUGAGCUUGCAAAGUGAAUUUGCAAGCAUGCUUGGUAAUAGUGUAAAUACUUUAUAUGCGAAUUGAGUACGAAGCGUGGACGUGAAUUUUAGUUUUAAGUUUUUGACACACAAAAAAGAAUGAAAUGAAAUUAUUUAAUUAUUUAUUGAAAGUAAAAGAAAAAGUGUUAAUUUAUUUCAAUUUAAAUUAAGAAAAUUGAAUUGUAAAUUAAUUUAAUUUAUUUAUUUAUUAAAAGAAAAAU